This is a messenger RNA of Trypanosoma cruzi, 774 nucleotides long. RefSeq lists its product as uncharacterized. Gene Ontology annotation, molecular function: calcium ion binding; enzyme regulator activity. The coding region runs from base 1 to 774 and encodes 257 amino acids. Lineage: Eukaryota; Euglenozoa; Kinetoplastea; Trypanosomatida; Trypanosomatidae. The transcript has a single exon. The record is from RefSeq and is a predicted model, not a curated record.
AUGUGUUUGUGGACCAUUGAUCAUUAUUUAUUUAUUUAUUUUUGUCGGGAGGAAUUUCUUGGAGUUGGCCUGCGAUGUUUUUUUUUGUUGCUUGGGGAGAUGGGACCCUUUUUUUUUUUUUUUUUUUUUGCUCGUCCCUCUGCUCUCGGCUCAUUUCUUCCUCUGUCUUUGCUGCCUGCUUCUCCCCUGCAGUGUUUUGGCCGUGACAAAGAGCAAAUGGAUUCCGCCAGGAAGUUGCAGAAGUCAUCGUCCCAUGGGAACUCGGGGCGGAACCCGCGGGGCCGUCCCUCAACGCAUGUGGAGCAGAAUAGACAGUACGAAUUUCGACUCACGCGUGCAGAUGUGGAGGCGGCAUUUGCGUUUUUUGAUGUACAGAACAAAAAGGAUUUAAAACCACGCGACCUGAAGGCGCGCCUCACUGCCUUUUACCCUAACAUGACAAACAAAGAGCUGAAAUUCCUCCUGGAGUCUGCGGAUGGCAACUUUACGGUGGAGACGCUAUGGGGCAUCAUUGAUAACUACCAUGCGAUGUACACAUCAACAGUGACGGCGGAGACUUUGACUUUUGAUCCUGUGAAGGAGGCGUUUAAAAUUUACGACCCGCAAGGUCGCGGUGUUGUGGACGUGGAGGUGUUGGCGGAUAUCAUGAAGCGCAUUGGGUUGGGUGAGCUCUCGCAGGAGGAGUUAGAGCUGUUGAUCCAAACUGCCGACUUUGAUAAGGACGGGAAUAUCAGCCUUGAGGACUUCCGCAAUCUUUUGAAAAUUGGCAGGUAG